AUGAAUUCAAAAAAGAAGCUGGAUCUACAAGUUUUGUUAAAGCUUGACACAGUGAAAAAUAAAAUAAUACUUGCUGAGGUUUCACGAUUACUGCCUCAACAAGAUAAAGAAAUUAUCGAUUGGAAAAAAUUGGUAUAUAUUUGCAAAGAUUGUUUUGAUAAACGAUAUAAUGUUUUUUUUGAUGAGAGGGAUGAUACUACUGAUAUAGCCAGAUCGAUAAAUGUCAAGUUAGGAAAAGUUACUGUUUUAGGUAUCCAAUUGGUUAUACCAUUACGUAUUUCCUCACGCCCAAUAGUUAAAGAAUUUUUAAAGAACGCCCUUAAAAUGAGGUUCGUGGUAAAAAAAAUUAUUGCAAUAUCUGUUGAUGUGAAGGACGAAAUUAGUCUUUUGCCGGUAACUGAAGAUCGGACUCCAUCAACAUCAUUGAUGUCGACAACAUAUUCUCUACCAAAAAAUUUUUAG
Messenger RNA from Dentiscutata heterogama, 462 nucleotides. Lineage: Eukaryota; Fungi; Glomeromycota; Glomeromycetes; Diversisporales; Gigasporaceae. The record is from the annotation of a GenBank genome assembly.